AUGGCAAGCCCACGUCUGCUGCUGAGAGCCUCGAGAGCAUCCAAGACAUCGAUAUCGGCGCCCACAAUUACGCGGCCCUUCUCACGCGUGGCAGCACGAUCGUCCGACCACAAAGCUCCAGCGCUAUCAGACAUUGAGCCAGAGCAGGGCCAUGUAUUCGACGCCAAGCAGAAGGAGUUUCGAGAGAACCUCGCAGAGAACUACCGCAAGAAAAAGGAAGCAGAACGUCAGUCAGAAGCCGCCCGCUCACUUAGUACUGCUACAGGGGAAGCGGCAAAGCGCAAAGAAGAAUCCGAGAAUAAGAAGAAGAUUGGCACUGGCCGACUAAGCAGUCUCAUCUAUGGCACCGAAGAAGGCCGCGAGAUGGAUCGCGAAAUUGAGCGCUCCUUCUCGCAGGUCUUGGCCAGAGGCAAAUACGUCCACAGCAUUGUCUUCCACGAGGUCAAGCCCGACAAGGUUGAGGAGUAUGUGAAGCUUGUUGGCGGAUGGUAUCCGAAGGUCGCCAAAGACCCAGAGAACCACGUAAACCUCGUUGGCAGCUGGCGGACGGAAGUCGGCGACUGCGACACCUUCGUGCACAUUUGGGAAUACCAACGCUACUCCGGCUACCACGCCUCUCUACAUCGUAUUCAAAGUCAGCCCCAGUUUGCCGCCUUCGACGCCAAGCUCAAGUCCUUGAUCACGUCCAAGAAGACAUCACUCAUGCAAGAGUUCCGCUUUUGGCCAACCUCGCCACCACGACAACUGGGUGGAGUCUUUGAGCUUCGAACUUACACCCUUCACCCAGGCAACCUCCUUGAGUGGGAGACUCACUGGCAGAAGGGUUUGGCCGCGAGGAGAGAAGUCAUGGAGGGCGUGGGAGCAUGGUUCGUUCAGAUAGGAGCCCUCAACGAAGUCCAUCACCUGUGGCAGUUCGCCGACCUCGAGGAGCGCCGCGCCCGCCGAGAGCAGAGCUGGAGCGUGCCAGGAUGGGGCGAGACAGUCCACAAGACUGUACCACUCAUUCAAACCAUGAAGAGCCGCAUUAUGGUACCAAUGCCCUGGAGUCCGAUCGCGUAA
Molecule: messenger RNA, 1059 nt
Organism: Pseudocercospora fijiensis CIRAD86
Lineage: Eukaryota; Fungi; Ascomycota; Dothideomycetes; Mycosphaerellales; Mycosphaerellaceae
Exons: 4
Coding region: 1-1059 (352 amino acids)
Cellular component (GO): mitochondrion
Source: RefSeq, a predicted model, not a curated record